AUGAUUUCAGGGUUAUUUGAAGCUGUUAGCAGAUUGGUUACUAGGAAGGCAAUAUAUGCGACCUCAACCCCACCAAAAUUGAAGUCAUAUGCACCGGCUGCCGAUUUUGGUUACACUCAAGAUGCCAAGCCACCAAAGAAAGUGAGGGCUGACUUCCUGCCGGUCUACGUAGCAAAGGGCACGAUAACGCUGUCAACCACCCUAGGGCUUCACACCGCAUUGCAGCAGCUGAAGAACUCGCCACAAGUGCGAGAGACCAAGAAGCUAAGAGAGACUCUACCGGAAGUGGAGGAGCCUGAUCGCGUGCUGGAUGAAGCUGAUAGGUUCACCAAGCAGUCAUUUUUCAGGAUAAUUGCCCACGUUCAGGAAAAUAAUGAUGACUAUGCCAUUCAUGACACUACACGCGGUGAUAUUUUCGCUCACAGGCCUAUGCCUCGGCCUGAAACUCUUAAACCAAUUGGUGAUAAUCCCACAUUUCGUGUCCUAGAUGACAGUAAUGAUUUUGGUUCAAUAUUCACUUUAUUGAGUCAUCUAUUCUUCUUUUCCCGGAAAGAUACAGAUUGCAAAAUGACAGGUGAAGGUCUUUUCCCUCAAUUGGCAGUCAGGCAUGGAUUCCAUGUGUACAGUGAGAGGUAUAUAUACAGCUCUAGUGGUCUCACUUUUAGCUUCUAG
Messenger RNA from Durio zibethinus, 672 nucleotides. RefSeq lists its product as uncharacterized. The record is from RefSeq and is a predicted model, not a curated record. Lineage: Eukaryota; Viridiplantae; Streptophyta; Magnoliopsida; Malvales; Malvaceae.